Messenger RNA from Aspergillus affinis, 2757 nucleotides. Its product is annotated as putative C6 transcription factor Prf. Gene Ontology annotation, molecular function: zinc ion binding; DNA-binding transcription factor activity, RNA polymerase II-specific; DNA binding. Bases 1 to 2757 code for a protein of 918 amino acids. The transcript has 6 exons. Lineage: Eukaryota; Fungi; Ascomycota; Eurotiomycetes; Eurotiales; Aspergillaceae. Gene Ontology annotation, biological process: regulation of DNA-templated transcription; DNA-templated transcription. The record is from RefSeq and is a predicted model, not a curated record. Gene Ontology annotation, cellular component: nucleus.
AUGGCGGAAUUCUACGACGAACAGUCGCAACAAACUUCCAAUAACAAUUCUGCGUUGCAUCCCCAGCAUGAUACUUCGAUGAAUCUCGAUGCGGCGGCGGGUCACAGCGAUGUCGAUGGGUUCUACGUUCCCCGCCCGAAACGCAUCGCAUGCGUCGUCUGCAGGAGGAGGAAACUAAGAUGCGACGGCAAAAAACCCAGCUGCGGAACCUGCGCACGAUUGGGGCAUGAAUGCGCCUACGAUGAAGUCCGAAAAAAAAGUGGUCCGAAACGGGGUUAUGUGAAGCAGUUGGAGGCACGGCUAGCCCAGGUCGAGACCUUACUCAGAACCCAAGAAGGGGGCGCCCCUCCACCCCAGACGAACGACUUCAGCGCCCCGGCUCAGAAUGAGCUGACAGGCAUACCCGAGUCGACCUCUCUGUCAAAUAGCACGAGUGCACCUAUUUCGCCUCCUGAAGCGACGGGGAAUCAACCUCUUCCGGGACAAAUGUAUCUACCGCCGCCCAUACGCGAUUCCCAUAACUUCGCAUGGGACAUGAUAAGUCUGGGGCUGGAAGAGCCUCUCCCGGCCCGGGAAGUUAUUGAUGAACUAAACCAAAUCUAUUUCGAGAAAAUCCACCCCGCGCUCCCCAUUCUACACCGACCGAGGCAUUUGGCGGCCAUGGACCUGGCCCCAAAUGUUCGACCCCCGGUGUGUUUGCAAUACAUCACUUGGAGUCAUGCCGCAUCAGUCAGUGACAAGUAUCAUAACCUUCAUGAGCUAUUCUAUCAGCGAGCCCGCAAAUACGCCGAAUUGGAGGAGAUGAAAGGUCUUGGAGAGGGUGUCUUGUCCUUGGCAUGCUGUCAGACAUGGCUACUUAUCGGUACCUACGAGUUUAGAAUGAUGUGCUUCCCCCGAGCUUGGCUCAGCGUUGGGAAAGCCUCGCGAUUGUCACUCAUGCUGGGUUUGAACCGGAUAGAUGGCCUCGGUCACGGCAUGAAACAGUCACUCCCGGCGGCCAGGGAUUGGACGGAAAAGGAGGAGCGACGACGGGUCUUUUGGAUGACGUACUGCGUUGACAGGUACGCCAGCGUCGGAACUGGAUGGCCUAUAUUAUUUGAUGACCGAGAUAUCACGACCAAUCUACCCGCCAGCGAAGAAGCUUUUGUUAAAGGCCAGCCGCAGCAGACUGCAAGCGUCAGCGACAUAGCGAGUGGCGAUUGUAUCCCCACGCUUUCGCCGUUCGGGAGCGUUGUUUUCAUGGCAUACCUCUUUGGCCGAAAUCUCACCCAUCUGCAUCGUCCCGAUUCACAUGACAACGAGCAUGAUCUGAACGGGCUGUUCUGGCAGCGACAUCGGUCUCACGAUAACAUUCUGCUCCAUUUUGCUCUGGCAAUGCCAAAUCAUCUUCGCCUGCCCGCGGGUGUAGCUGAUCCGAAUGUGAUCUUCUGUAACAUGGCGAUCCACACCUCGACGAUAUGUCUUCACCAGGCUGCCAUCUUCAAGGCGGAGAAGAACAAAAUUUCCGAACAAAUCGCCACCGAGAGUAAACGCAGGUGCAUAGUUGCCGCGGACCAAAUCUCCAACAUCAUGAAGAUGAUCAGCCACAUGGAUUUGACAAUUAUGAAUCCAUUCAUGGCAUUCUGCGUCUAUAUCGCAGCGCGAGUGUUUAUACAAUACCUCAAGUCUCGUUCCGAUGACUCUGCCGCCCGAUCCUCUCUACAAUUCCUCUUCUCCGCUCUAGGCGCACUGAAGCAGAAGAACCCCUUAACCGAGUCCUUCCUGGUCCAGCUGGACGUCGACAUCGAGGGCACCGCGAUUGAUGACAUCCGACCUCGACCAUCGAAAAAUAUUCGCCGCGCACCGAGUCGUACGGUAAGCGCCUCAUGUCUCCUACCAAACGAGCCCACCACUCUUUUGCACUCAGACGAAGAAACCGCACCAGACACCCAACCUCUAAGAUCCAUCUGCCCCAAUUCACGGGCGACGCCUGCCCCCGAAGAAGGAGAUUCGCCAUCCUCCUCAAACAACUCCCGUCAAGCCUCCGCCCGUCCGCCCUCAAACCUGCCCAGUCGACAAAAACAACGCCCCCCUCCCUUCAACCCCGCUUCCCUCUCUUCUUGCCCCAUCCCUAAUGACAUGUAUAUCCCGCCGGCAGUGAAUAACAUUGCCCCGACGGGCAUCUGCGGAGGCGGACGAGGCGCCCCAAGAGACACACCCCUCGGCAUGGAGCUAUCGCCCGAGUUCACCGACGCCAGCACAAACAGCACCUCCACCACGCACAACAACAGCAACGCCACCAUUCCCGAAGACCCAGGAGUGACGAUAAACCACCCCUCUCUGAACGGGCACCCUCAACUCGCAGCUAUGCAGAAUGGCCCACAGCACCAGCGCCAGCAGCAUCCGCACCCGCAUCAACACCAACACCAACAACACCCACAUCCCCGCCCUUCCAGUACCACCCAUCCACUGGAACCAAGCACUUCGAUGGCGCCGUCAUCCAUCGAAGACAUGGACAUGGCGUCUGGUCCGUACAUCAACAUGGCGUAUCAAGGCCGAGGAGGAUACCCGGCGACGGGGAUCGUGACGCCCCUCGACUCAACCGGAUCGGAGGGCUCGAUGCCCAUGCCCUCGGCGUGGGAUUUUGCGCCCACCCAGGAUCCAAGCGCCCCCGACGUAACGCAGAUGACGACCGGAGGGAUGGAGUCGUUCAAUGAUGCGCAGUGGGCCCAGCUUCUGGCCUCGGGGAAUUGGGAUGCGUGGCGGAAUCAUGUGUAG